Molecule: messenger RNA, 1475 nt
Organism: Coregonus clupeaformis (lake whitefish)
Lineage: Eukaryota; Metazoa; Chordata; Actinopteri; Salmoniformes; Salmonidae
Product: RNA binding protein fox-1 homolog 1-like
Exons: 12
Coding region: 174-1304 (376 amino acids)
Biological process (GO): regulation of alternative mRNA splicing, via spliceosome; nervous system development
Cellular component (GO): nucleus; cytoplasm
Molecular function (GO): mRNA binding
Source: RefSeq, a predicted model, not a curated record
CACACACACUGAAAACACCCACUGAACACACACACACACACACACACACACAGGGAACCCACGCCCCAUCCGUAAUUGAUGCUGGCUGUGGGCAGGCAGGCAGAUGCUGGAGGCAGGAGGAGAAAGAAGGGAGGAAGAAGCAAGAAAAGGAAGGAAAGCAGCUGGAUGUGUGUAUGGAGGAGAAAGAGGCAGGCAAGAUGGUGGAGCAGGGUAACCAGGAAGCUCCUCCCCCUCCAGACUCCAUGACUCAGCCGUACCCCUCCGCCCAGUUUGCACCCCCUCAGAACGGCCUGCCCGCUGAGUACAGCGCCUCACACCCCCACCCUCACCCUGCUCCCCCCGACUACACAGGACAGCCCCCAGUCAGCGAACACCCCCUCAACAUGUACCCCACUUCACAGAACCACAGUGAACAGAGUGGACAGGACACCAGCAUACAGACCGUCUCAGCCACGGCCACACAGACGGAGGAGGUGGCUCAGACAGACAGUCAGCAGCAGAGCCAGUCGUCUGACAGUUCUAACAGUAAGACACAACCCAAGCGGCUCCAUGUCUCCAACAUACCCUUCAGGUUCAGGGACCCAGACCUCAGGCAAAUGUUUGGCCAAUUUGGUAAAAUAUUAGACGUUGAAAUAAUUUUUAACGAGCGGGGCUCUAAGGGUUUUGGGUUCGUAACUUUCGAGCAUAGUGCGGACGCUGACGGGGCGCGAGAAAAAUUACACGGCACGGUCGUAGAAGGCCGUAAAAUAGAGGUCAACAAUGCAACAGCACGGGUAAUGACCAACAAGAAGACAGUCAACCCUUAUGCAAACGGGUGGAAGUUGAACCCAGUAGUCGGUGCAGUCUACAGUCCAGAGUUCUAUGCAGUACCGGGCUUCCCCUACCCAGCCAGUGCGGCAGUGGCGGCUUACAGAGGGGCCCAUCUAAGAGGUCGAGGGCGUACGGUCUACAACACAUUCAGAGCAGCCGCACCCCCACCUCACAUCCCCACAUAUGGAGGUGUUGUUUACCAGGAUGGAUUUUAUGGUGCAGAUAUUUAUGGUGGCUACGCUGCCUACAGAUAUGCACAACCUGCUGCCGCCACAGCUGCUGCGUACAGUGACAGUUACGGACCAGUAUAUGCUGCGGACCCCUACAACCACCCACUUGCUCCAGCAGCCACAUACAGCAUUGGUGCCAUGAAUGCGUUUGCCCCGUUGGCUGAUGCCAAGACGAGGAGUCAUGCUGACGAUGUGGGGCUGGUGCUGUCCUCCCUGCAGGCCAGUAUAUACAGGGGAGGUUACAGCCGCUUCGCCCCAUACUAACCUACCAAUCUCCCCACAACCAUACAACAAUCAAUUACUACCCUACCAACCAACCUCCCUACAACCAUACAACAACCAAUCCUUUCUGGCAGGGACACAACCAACCAACCAACCAACCAGUAUGUGAGUGAGACAGAGAGACAGAGAGACACAGAGAGAGAGAGAGAGAGA